UAUAUUUUUUAGACAAGAUUGUUUGAAGAAUUUCCAGAUGAAGGUGGUGUUAAAGAUCCUUCAUUGAGGUCCCUCCCAUUUUUGCCAGGUAAACGUUUGAAAAGAAAUCACAGGAUGUGUCAGCACAUGACAUAAAAAAAAUACAGAAUAUCAUAUACAUAUAUUAACUUAACAAUCAUGCAACCUUUAGUAAAUUGCUGAUUAUCAUGCUCCGAACAAAACAAAGAUUCCAUAUUUUAUUUUACAGUAUGUUUUAAUAAAUGGUAAUUCAUGUAAGGCAAUAAAGUUCUCUAACUUUUAUUUUUUGACAGGAAAAAUUAUUUUUGGCAGAAGCAACAUACGUGAUGUUGCAGAGAAAAGAAAGGAACCUAUUAAUGAAUACUGUCAGGUAGGCUUUGGAUUUUUUACUUAAAAGUUUAAGGAUUCUUGAGUUAAUAAAACAUGUUCAUUUGUUAACCCAUUGAGCUACAAUGUGCCCCUGUGCGCCCUACUUAGUUUUUUAUGUGUCUAUAACGCCAGACAAUUUUACUCGUCGAUGGGGAAGCUACGCAGCUUAAUGGUUAACCAAAAAAUCUGACAAUCAGUCUCUAAGUUAACCCAUUGGGCCGCAAUGUGCCCAGUGUGCCCUACUUAUUUUUUUUUACUUGUCUAAUGCCAGACAAUUUUACUCGUCAAUGGGGAAGCUCUGCAGCUUAAUGGGUUAAUUACACAUAUUGUUGAGCCUUAAGUUGACUCACUAUAAUUGUGGGUGAGGCAGUCAAUCGAUAAACUGGUAAGGCAGUCAAUCGAUAAACUGUAGGGUGAGGCAGUCAAUCGAUAAACUGGAAAAAACAAUGUUUUUUGAUAACCAAUUCAGGGUUUUCAGUUUUGUGUGAGGCUCUGGCUAAUGGCGAUGAAGCUAUGGUGAUAGAUAUUAUUUCUACCGAUAUAAUUUACAAAUUUGGGCGAGUACACAUAAUAGAGAUGUGACUAAACGUAAAAGCUCUGGCGAAUUUGGGUGGGGUUGAAUGAAGAAGUCAGGCGAAAUUCGCUGUUCGCUGGCCUAAACUGAAAACCCUGCAAUUCAACCAAAUGUUGUUCAAGGAAAAAAACGGAUAACAUUUGGAAAAAUUGUUUGAAACUCAGUAAUAUAUAUUGAAAUGAAAUGACGGUAAUUGCACAUUGUAUUUGUGAAAAAUCAUGAAGCAUAUUGAAGCUAAGCGGAUAAGAGGAUUGCAUGCUUGAUUAUUUCAACAGAAGAGGAAGUUAUGUCUAGACGCAAAGACAGACACACUCACUCACUCUGUAGAUACAAAUUAAAACAGACUUUAUGUUGGUCAACAUAUUAAGUAAUUCAUACCGUAUAUAAAUCAGUUUGUGUUUCAGACGGUUUUUUGUUUUUACCCUGAACCGUCCCACCCUAAAGGCAGCAUGACUAAAAAAGCCCUGUUGAUGAACUAAUUGACACUUGAACCUUUUAGGGCAAAUGCAUUCCAAAUAUGUUUGAAUAAAAAAGUAAUAAAUUGUUACUUAUUGAAUUUUUUUUAUAGAGUUUGAUAAAACUUCCUGCGAAGAUCUCGCAAUCUGAUCUUGUUUUUGACUUCUUUGAACCUACAAAUGAAGACAUUGCUUCAAUGGAGCCGGACGCUGAACAGUAUGUAUAAUUACAGGAUUAUCAUGCAUAGUUCCUCGUGUGUAUAGAAAUAUACAGUCUGGGAAAAUAUUGGCAAAGAAUUAAUUAGGUUGACAGCUUUUUACCUCACUGAUUGAACUAGUUACCUGAUUUAAACCCAUUAAGCUGCAGAGCUUCCCCACUGACGAGUAAAAUCGUCUGGCGUUAGACAAGUAAAAAAAAUAAGUACUGGGCGCACUGGGGCGCAUUGCAGCUCAAUGGGUUAACUAGAGACAUUGUCAAUUUUUUUGGUUAACCAUUAAGCUGCAGAGCUUCCCCACUGACGAGUAAAAUCGUCUGGGAUUAGACAAGUAAAAAAAAAGUAGGGCACACUGGGGUGCAUUGCGGCUCACUGGGUUAAACUAGUUGAUUAAACUAGUUAAUGAAUCUUAAAUCAGCUAAGGCAUCUAUGUAUUAUUCCCUGAUUGUCACCCAAUUUAGUCGCAUAUUUAUAGUACAUGUAAACUAAUUAUAACUCUUAUACCCUAUUAAUGAUCAAAAAAGCGAUGAAAAAAAUUUUUUAAUUUGAAGAUGCGAAUUGAGUGGCAAGUCGGGCAUACAUGUAAACCUGCAUGCUAUCCUUAAAUAUUUCAUGUCUGUCAAUGUUUAUAGGAAGGAUAAAAAGAGGACGAAGGAGGAAAAAGGUAGUGUAAUUGCAACUCUUGAAUAGCCUGUGCCUGCAGUGUACCAGAGACAGUAUAACAGACAGCUGCAGUGUGAAAUGAUACAUAUACAACCAGUUAAAAAAUAUAAGCAGAAUUUCAACGUUUCAAGCAAUCUCCCUUUGUCAGCUAACUUCCCGAUGAAGGGUCUAUCUGUAAUUUAUCACUCAAAAUGUCGAAGUUCUGUUUAUAUUUUAUUUUCAAGUACGUUGUAUAUUUACAGUAUCCUAAUAUUGCAGCUGUCAGUGCAUAAUUUAUGCAACUACAUACUGUAUACUGUACUAUGUAUGUUUGAUAUAAUAUAGUGUGUGUGCUCAAUGUAUAAUUCAGACAUCCAAAAACAUAAUCUGCUAAUCAAUAUUAGGCAAACAAAUAAGUUCAGCCCUCAAUUGAGGUCAUCGGCCUUUACAUUUUGUUGAUUUUAGCUAAUUUUAAUAAAUAUUAUAUGACUAUAGUGAAUAUAGUCCGGUUGACGGCUGACAUAAUUUACUUCAUUUCGAAGGCAAAGUGAUCUCAGAACCAAUGCAACUGGAACAGUACAUUGUGAUCGCGGAUUAUCAAAAACAAAACAGAAGUGAAGUCAGUGUUUUAGCUGGAGAUAUUGUUGAAGUGAUUGAAAAAAGUGAAAAUGGUAAAAAUAGUUUCUUUUUGUUUUUUAUGUUACACCCUUAAUAACUGUAGAAUCGUGUAGAUUAUUAAUAGUAAACUGUUUCUAAUUGUCUGUAUUAUUCCAUGGUGAUAACAUGCAUCUAUAGUUAUGUUUCAAGAGAAACAACACCUGGUUCAAUAUUGCUGGGCUGAGAAACUUUGACAUUUGCCAGGAAUUUAGUAGCAGAUUAAUAAUUAUUAAAUACUCAUUCCUUACAAAAACUGCCACUGACCAACACCCUGACACUGGGGUGUGGGGUGUCAGAGAAAGUGGAAGGACAGAGUGAAAUAAUAAAGUAGAGCUCAUCAGCUCGUGGGUAGACAUAACUGUGUAGUCGAUUCAGUGCUAACACUCUCCAAUGGGACUUGACAAGUAAAAUCUUGAGGCUUGACAAGUAAAAUCGCCUGGCGCUCGACAGAUUAGAAUAAUAUAGUAGAUCAGUGCAUGUGUAACUCAAGUGUCAAUAUUUCGUCUUGAAAAGGUUGGUGGUUUGUAAAUAUGGACGAAGAACAAGGUUGGGUACCAGCCUCAUAUCUUGAACCAGAGGACGGCAGUGUCGAGAGUGCUGUGGCUACUACAUAUAAACCUGGAGGUAUGGUUAAAAUAUAGAACGUUUUGUGCCAGUGUACUGUAGGUACCGUAGCGAAGAAUAUAAAAUGUUUAAAAUUAACCUUUUUUCAGUAGUCGUCUGUAAGCCGUCAUUUCUGAUAAACACCAAUCAAACGUGCUCGAAACACUAUAGCUCAGUCUCCAGUGACUCAAAAUAAAUGAAACUCGAGGUUUAAAAUAGAGGAUUUACCGUUAUGUAAGUACAUAAAUUCCGAAUCUGUCAUGAAAUUGAAGACAAAGGCUCCGUUCACACUGCGCUCAACUGAAUUUGCAUUCAUUUCUCAAUGUUUAGUGCUUUUUCUUUAUAAAAUAAUGUUCAAAUACAGUAUAGAGAUUUUAGAGGGCCGGUCAAUGAGAAAAUGCCUGAAAUUCCGUUCCCAACCGAUAGGUCCGCGCUCCACAUGGGUGUACGGGAGGGAAAAAAAUAAUAGGGGCAGGGCAGCCAAAAAUAGCCCGACUUUCAUAGAAAUUGCCCGUCUAAUACAGAAUUAAGGUUACAGGACAUCCUUUUUGGCGUUUUGUGGAAAAUCGCUACUGCGCGCUCAAAAUCAGUCCGAUUUUCAUCAAAUUCAGUUUUCACCAAAUGUUAGCCACUGCAUGCAAAAUAUGGUAAAGUUGUAAAAUUGACAAACAAUAAACUAAUGUAAGAAUUAUUCAGGAAAAUCUUAAGUCGCGGUACCUUUGCGCUUUUGAGUUAUGUUCCUGCUGGUUUUAAGAUAUAUUUAUGAAAAUAUCAUAAAUAUCAUUGUUCUAAAAAAUUGUGUUUGGAAAUUUUUGUUUAUUUCGUCAUUCCGCUGAUAUUGCGAUUUCUUUGACGACUGCAAUAUAUUUCUGAAUCGUUUGUGUGAAUUGCUCCUUAUUAUUAAAUUAUCCAAAAUUAGCACAAAUUUAAAAUCGUUAAAACCCGCAGGAGCACAACUCGUUUAAAAAUCAGUAAUUGCCAUAAAAUUCUUCAGGAGAAAAUUGAAUUUGAAUAUUACAUUUUCAAUGUUUUUCUUAUUGCAACUGCAAGCGAAAUGUAUUUUAUUAAAUAUACUCCGCGAGUUUUCAACAUUUUCCGUCCAAACUUGGUCAGAUAGUAGAACCAGUCUAAUGCUUUCAUGGAAACUAAUAAAAAAAUUUUAGGCAAAAUUAACACCCAAAGGUGUUCUGUAACCUUAAGAAAUUUUUGCAAAGUAUUUGUGAGAGGUGUAAUAUGCAAAAAAUAUUUUCAUCGCAAAUACGCUACAUAGAAAAAGUUUGUCUCUUAAUCUGUAGUUGAAUACCAUGUGUACAGUAUAUACUGUAGCACCAUGUUACAAACACUUGACUGAAAUAUCCGCUUCAAUCUUUAGAGGAGCGCUACAUUGCGUCAACGGCUUACACAGCAAAUGAACCAGAUGAGAUUGGUUUUCAAAAAGGUGUUGUUGUUGAUAUACUUCAGAAAAAUAUCGAUGGAUGGUGGCUUAUAAGGUACAGUAAAUUAGUAACGAUUAACGAACUUUAUCAAUACUCUUCACAUUCCAUAUUGCUAUUCUGAAAUAACACCAAACAUUCACCCUAACCCCCGCGAGGAACACCCAUGAAUUAGUCAAAUCGUACGAUUAGGGUUGGCUUGUGUGAAAUUGACCCACUUGGUGUGCGUGAUUGUGUAUUGCUAAGUGAUCAUUACUAGUUAGUGUGGGUUCAUUACGGUUUUCAUAAUGUAUAAAAGCAGACGCAGACCAUUGUGAAAUAUCGGGGGUGCGACUCGGUUGACAGUAUAUCCCUAUACCGGAACUACAAAUGUAUUUAAUAUAUCGGGCUUCAUAGUGUUUAUUGUUAAAGCUAAGUUGGAGGAUGUUCCCCACCCCCCCCCCCCUCCCCGUCGUCCUUGUGUCCACCACUCAGUGCCGCCACUAUGCCUUAAAGGAAACAUAAACGUGAACGAGUGUUUCUAACUCGUGUUUUUAGAUUCAACGGAAAAGAUGGUUGGGCGCCCUCUAUCUACCUUAAGAAACUUGACCCGAACCAAGCCCUGCCAACACCUCAUGGCUACGAAAACGUUACGUUAUCGAACGAACACGCACUUCCGAAUAAACCACGACGAAAUCCGAAGAGAGACGAAGGAGGUAAGUGAGGACAUUUGGCUUGAAUAUAAAACUGGAGUGUCUUUAUUUAUUACCAUUUUCUGUACAUUUUUAGGCAAUCAAUCAAGCAAGCCACCUCCUAGGAAAAGUUCUGUGAGUGCUAUAUUAACUUCAGUAAUGUAUUUCAUGGAAAAUAACUUUUCAUCCAUGAUUAGAAUAUUCCACUAAUGGAAAUAAACAUGUGUAAACAUUCAGCUACCAUUCAAAGGCUUCCUGAAGUUGCUGUCCACCAUUGAUUAAUGGGGAGUUUGGCAAAUUACAACGGCAACGUUGUCAUCAACAAUAGCAAUGAUCCUCAAAGGCGAAUGUAAAUUACAUGGUCUUAAGCGUUGUGCAAUGCCGUAGCUGUUGAAACUAGCACGUGAUUUUUAUCAUUUUCACGGUGCAUGACUACGGCAACAGUUAAUUCGUUUGACGUUAUUUGGGGUGUUUUAUUUCAAUUCGCGGACUAUUUUUACUUAAGGGCUGUUUGAGAGAAACAGGAAUACUUUAAAGAGGCAAACUAAGUGUAGUAACGUAUACUUUGGCUCAAAUACAACAAUAUAUGAAACUAUAUUUUUGUCGUUCCCGUUGUCGUUGCCGUUCUAGGUUGCCAAACUCACUAAUACCGACCUACAGGCGUUACACAGUUUCAAAAUUUUAAAUCUGAAAUUUUUUCAAGGUGCGUAAAUCUCACAAGGUGAAGAACCGCAUACGACCACCGCCAUCACGUGAGGAACAAGGUUCUGUAUCAUCGUUGAAUGAAGCCGAAUAUGUAACAUUGUCUGACUAUCAUGCCCAGGGUUUUAACGGAGGACUGAGCGUUCAGAAAGGAGUUUCUGUAAACAUCAUAGAGAAAUCUCCAAACGGUUGGUGGUUCUGUAAAAUUGGCGAGAAAGAGGGCUGGGUUCCAUCAUCUUAUAUUGAACGACGGGAAAAGAGAGUGGAUCACUUUGAGGUAACAAAACCCGGGGUUUUCAGACCCGUGGGGGUACCCAAACCCGUGGGGGUACCCAAACCUGCAAUAGCAAGAACUCCAAUACCAAAACCAGCGGUUCCUAAAGCUUGGUCACCUAAACCUGCGGUAGCAAAACCCGGUGUGAAAAACCACGGGGUGCCAAAACCAGGGGGAGCAGAGGUUAGAAAACCCAGGGGCGAAAAACCUGCCCCAGUAAAGCGGGAUGCGACAGGUGCUGAUUAUAUGGCGAUCAGUGAUUAUUUCGACAAUGAUCAUUUGAAUAUAUCAUUAAAAGAAGGCGCGCUAGUCAAAGUACUGGAGAAGAGUGACAGUGGGUGGUGGUACGUGCAGUCAUGUGGUGCAGAGGGGUGGGCACCAUCGACGUAUCUUACAGAAAAACCCAAGGAAAGACCCACACCUUCACCAAAGGUUAAUGUACCUCACAUCACCCCACGCCCACAAACCGGCCGUCCCCCACCUGCAAGACCAUCUCCACCUGUUCGACCUACGAACAUUCCAAGUGGCCAACGAAAGGGUGUGCCCGCGCCCCCUAUACCAAGUCGAGGACAAAAACCCACCCUUCCUAGGAACAGAAACUCCGGUAGUAUUGAAAAUCUUCUUCGAGUAAAACCUGCUGUAGCGUUAAAACAAACACGAAGUACGGAGAACUUAUCAUCACGGCCUAGUAGCGCGCAGUAUUAUUACGUCAUUGCCGAUUACUCUGACGAUGUGCAUGAUACACUAGAUAUUAAGAGAGGCGAAAGAGUCGAGGUCAUGAAGCGAGAUGAAGGGGGCUGGUGGCUAGCGAAAAUAGGGAACAGAACAGGCUGGGUGCCAUCAAAUUAUCUAGAACAAUAAUUUAUAUUUGACUUUUAUUUUUGUAAUUAAUAUAAGUAUUCAUAUGCACAGCGUGUUAGCCAGGCGGCCGUCCGACCGUCCUACGGACGGCCAUUUCUGAAUUCGGACGGCUAAAUUUUAAUGGACGGCCAUGGACGGCCUAAGGGAAUAUUUUCUUUAAUUUAAAUAGCAAUUUACAAGCUUUGUAAUAUUUCUUGAAUACUUCGAAUUGUUGCCAUCUGCUGUUUACUUUACUUAUGGUAUAUGUUUUCAUACUUUUUCCCGUCGAAAACACGUUGAACAUGGCUGAAUUUAAGUAUCGACAAAUGCGCCCCGUUUUUGUAACCAUGGUCAUGAUUCUCGCAUGAAGUAUUAAGGAGAAUAAUUUGAAACCGCUGUUUUAAAAAACAGCAAUCGCUUUAUCGCUCGAGCGCUACGUGCUUUGGAGUUACAGUUACCGGGUAAAGAUGGCUAUAAAAUGAGGCAAACGCAUAAAAAAGGGAAAAAUAUCCGCGAUUGAUAAAAAAAUAACUAAACACUACACUACGGUUCAUACCAUACGUGUGCUUUUACUAAUUUAAUGACGGGAAUGUGCAUCUAAAAGUAAAAAGGUUCAACGAACAGAACACCACAAUUCCACAACAAAAAAAUGCGGCCACGCCCAAAAACAUGUGACCCCACCCACAAAAAAUUGUGGCCACGCCCACAAAAUUAUUUUGGACGGCCACUUUUGAAAUUCUGGCUAACACCCUGCAUAUGCACCAAUUAAUCAUUCCAUGCAUGCACCAAUUAAGUGUUUUAAAAAGGAGUGUCCAGGGUUUCAUUGUACGAAGAUACGGCUAUCCACCGUAUACAGUAUAGUUAUAUAAAAAUAAGGAAAAAAAACACUCCGAAAAAUGCCACAUUACGUCAUUAUCGCGUUUAGACAUUUUUAAGUCGAUAGAGUUGUGUAACUUCAUCAGCCGUCAAAGCUUUCUUGAACAAUUUCACUUCAUCAAUGUAGCCAUAAAAGAACUCUCUGGACAUCCCGUGACCUGCUUGACCAAUGAUGACGUCAUUAGUCUUGUUGACGAGGUUGCCUUGACAACACUUUGAGUUUCCUUUCUGUUGCUGAUUAUCGAGAUAAAAGUUGAGAGUAGCACCAUCGUACGUCAUCGCCACAUGGUGCCAGUGAUUGUAGCUGGCUGUGGUGGCAUAAUUCCAAGUUGCAGCUGAGUUUGAUGUGACAACACCUGCACCAAUUUUCUGGCCAGAAUUCUCUCGCCCCAUUCGUAUCUCCCAACUUCCGUAGCUAUAGUAACCAUUGUUUAUGAUGCCUUGAUAGUUGCCUUGCUGGCCAGUGCGUUUGAACCAGAGACUGACAGAGAAUUGUGAGCCCCACGUAUAGCCAUUGAGACUAGCUAUACGGAGUUUGCUUGCUCCAUUGAAUAAAGCUGCUCCAUUGCUUAUACCAGAAGAUGCUGCCAACCCAACAGACCCAACUUGCACUGCAUUAUGGCCGUUGCAUACAUCACGGAAUGAACGGUCAAAUUUGUAGUACGCGAUCACGUCUUUGCUGCACGGAUCUGUUCGUGUAGGAAGUAAUCAGUAAAUAUUUUCUUAAAUUUCACCGUGAAUCUCACGAUUUGUAAAAAAGAUUCUGUGAUUUUUUAAUAUCUUGCGACUUUUGUUCAAUAUGAUCAAAAUUCGUGCAAUUUUGUGCUUUAUGAUCGCAGUUAUGAUCGAAAUUAAUCAUAACAAAUUGACAAACACAUCAAUUUAUAUCGCUAUGCAUUUACUUUUGAAACGGGUAGAAAAAUGACCUAGUGCGUGCGUCAUGCGAAAUGUCUAUCACGAGGAAGAUACAAGAUUCGCAUCCGAUCUUUAUCUGAUAUCAGGGCCGUAGCAACCGGGGGGGCUGGGGGGGCUGCAGCCCCCCCCCCCCAAUAAUUUGCUAAUAAUCAUUCUUUUUUCAAAAUCAUGCAAACUUUAUCAUUUAAUCUGUGACAAACUGCAAAGAAUGAAGAUAUUACUCAUACUCCAGAUCGUUCCUCGCGU
Messenger RNA from Paramuricea clavata, 9490 nucleotides. NCBI's taxonomy places the organism in Eukaryota, Metazoa, Cnidaria, Anthozoa, Malacalcyonacea, Plexauridae. The record is from the annotation of a GenBank genome assembly.